AUUAGAUCACAUUGUCGCAUUUAAGUCAUUUUAAAGUCAAAUAAAUAAAUAGGCCUGCAUAAUUAACAUUAAAUUGGUUACACAUUAACAUUAAAUAUGCUGCAGGGCCAUACAAGCAUCUCAAGGAAGCAAAGGUUAGCGAUGGUAUCUUGUUUGGAUUGGCAAGAACAGCAAAAGAUAUCAAAUCCUUAAAUAUUUCCGGUCAAGGGGAUGGCAUUGAAGGAGCCAUAUAUAAACCCCUACCCAUAAUGGUUCCAUGACUUUUGCGUGUCUCAGCAGCCACUCAGCAGUAUGGCAUGGUUUUUAUGUGUGUGUUUAUUCUCCGCAGUUGGGCUGGCUUUUCUGCUCUUGCAGGCAAAGCUCCGGAGGUCUCAUUUGGGCAACAGGGCCCCCCCUUGUCUGCCCUGGCUCCCGCUUAUCGGGAGCCUGUUGAGCCUGCGGAGCUCGCGCCAACCCCAUGUCCUCUUUCAGGACUUGCAGCAGAAGUACGGACAUACCUAUUCUCUCAUGAUGGGCUCACACACAGUAAUAAUAGUCAAUCACUACCGGCAUGCCAAAGAAGUGCUACUGAGAAAGGGGAAAACAUUUGCUGGGAGACCCAGAACAGUAACAACAGACAUAUUGACCAGGGAUGGUAAAGAUAUUGCCUUUGCAGACUACAGUGCCACUUGGAGAUUCCACCGCAAAAUUGUGCACGGAGCUUUAUGUAUGUUUGGAGAAGGCUCAGCCUCCAUCGAGAAAAUCAUCUGCAGACAGGCCCAGUCUCUGUGUGAAACACUGGGGGAGUCAGGAUCAGGGAGCACAGUGUUGGACAUGUCCCCAGAGCUGACGCGUGCUGUCACCAACGUGGUGUGCUCUCUCUGCUUCAGUUCCUCCUACCUCCGUGGCGACCCCGAGUUUGAGGCCAUGCUGCAGUAUAGCCAGGGCAUCGUCGAUACAGUGGCCAAGGACAGCCUGGUGGACAUCUUCCCCUGGCUACAGAUGUUUCCCAAUGCAGGCCUGCGCCUCCUUAAGCAGUGUGUGUCAAUCAGGGACAGCUUCCUCCAGAAGAAAUAUGAUGAGCACAAGGUGGACUACAGUGACCAUGUACAGAGAGACCUUCUGGACGCGCUCUUGAGGGCCAAACGCAGCGCCGAGAACAACAACACGGCUGAGAUCACCACGGAGAUGGUAGGCCUCAGCAAAGACCACCUGCUCAUGACUGUAGGCGACAUCUUUGGAGCAGGAGUGGAAACCACCACUACAGUGCUGAAAUGGGCCAUAGCCUACCUCAUCCACUAUCCACAGGUGCAGAAGCGUAUACAGGAGGAGCUGGACGGGAAGGUGGGGGGGAACAGAGCCCCCCAACUCAGCGACAGGGGUAGUCUCCCCUACCUGGAGGCCACCAUCAGAGAGGUGCUACGCAUUCGCCCCGUCGCCCCCCUACUCAUCCCUCAUGUGGCCCUCACUGAUGCCAGUAUCGGGGAGUUCACGGUGAGGAAAGGAUCCCGUGUCAUUGUCAACCUGUGGUCUCUGCAUCACGAUGAAAAAGAGUGGAAGAACCCGGAAGUGUUUGAGCCUGGUCGGUUCCUAACGAAGGACGGAACAGGUCUUCACAUCCCCUCGCCCAGCUACCUACCAUUUGGAGUGGGGGUGAGGGUGUGUUUGGGUGAGGCGCUGGCCAAAAUGGAGAUCUUCCUCUUCCUGUCCUGGAUCAUGCAGCGCUUUACCCUCACUGUACCACCUGGCCAGUCAAUGCCGAGUCUGGAAGGCAAGUUUGGGGUGGUCCUCCAGCCAAUGAAAUACAAGGUCCAUGCCACACCGAGGGCGGAUUGGUUGCAGAGCAAGCCGCUGCCCUGUUAGACACAUUGCAACGCACAUUUAAUUUCAAGCUCAUGCACACACAAAAUGGGACAUUACAUUUAGAUGAAAUAAUGAAGAAUUCAAUGUGAAAUACAUCAACAGUCUGUAAAUACAAUGCAGUGUCUAUAAUCUUAGACCUCUCUCAUAAUGCCCUAACUGGUUUUUGUUUUGUGUGUAACUCUGUACUAAUUCUGUAAAUAUUG
Molecule: messenger RNA, 2045 nt
Organism: Hypomesus transpacificus
Lineage: Eukaryota; Metazoa; Chordata; Actinopteri; Osmeriformes; Osmeridae
Gene: cyp17a1
Product: steroid 17-alpha-hydroxylase/17,20 lyase
Exons: 8
Coding region: 292-1842 (516 amino acids)
Biological process (GO): hormone biosynthetic process; progesterone metabolic process
Molecular function (GO): iron ion binding; heme binding; steroid 17-alpha-monooxygenase activity
Source: RefSeq, a predicted model, not a curated record